This is a messenger RNA of Seriola dumerili (greater amberjack), 5017 nucleotides long. RefSeq lists its product as uncharacterized. NCBI's taxonomy places the organism in Eukaryota, Metazoa, Chordata, Actinopteri, Carangiformes, Carangidae. Bases 64 to 2706 code for a protein of 880 amino acids. The record is from RefSeq and is a predicted model, not a curated record. The transcript has 5 exons. Gene Ontology annotation, molecular function: protein binding.
CACCGACCUUUGAAACUAGCAGGGAGGGAGAGAGAGACAGAAAGCAGAUACAUUAAGAGCAGAAUGGCUACAGAUUUCACUCAGGACGCGGUGUUACAUUUCCUCCAGAGCAGCGGAAGCUCGGUGAAAAACUCGGAUCUGCUUCUGCACUUCAGAAACUUCAUACGGAAUCAUGCAGACCAGGAUCGAAACCGGGAGCUCUUCAAGAAGUUCGUCAACUCCGUGGCGACUGUCAGACAGCAGGACGGCGUCUCUUACGUCGUUCUCAGGAAGAAAUUCAGAAGACACAUCCCGGGCGACGGUGGAGGGGGCUCUUCCGGGCCGCCACGAUUCCCCGGCGGGAGGAACACUGAGCUCUCCCCGGAGAGCACCAACCUGAGCCCGGCUAUGUGCAUUGAGAAGCCUAGACUGAAACCACAACUUAGGGGGGCGACAACACCCGCCCCGCCGGGAGAAACCUCAAAGAAAACAAUCCUACCUGCGGCUGGAAUCAUAUUCAACAACAACAGCAACAACAACAACGUGGAAACGAAUUUGAACCUGAAACAGCAACAGGUAAACAGCACAUUUGAACAGAUCUCUGUGAAAACAGAACUGGAUGAGCCUCCUAUUCCAAAUCAGUGCACUAAAGUGGCAAAGCAAGGGGUGGGUUUUGGCCUGCUUCCUGGGAUCACACCAGUGGUGCCUGCAGUCAGACAUCAUGGAGAAGCCAGCCAACAGGUCCCAGUCCCUCAAAGCCUCAGAGGGAGGGAAGCCUGUCUGUGCGCUGAAGGAGGUCUUCAUCAAGAGCCUCCUCUUCAUACUCAGGUUGCUCCACGCCGCUUCAGACACAGGCAGAGCUACAAAUCAGCUGUUUCUUAUGAUGAAGAUGAGGAGGAAGAGGAUGAGGUCACAGUGAGGCAGGGUUCAGCAGGAGGACUGUGGCCCCCGAGUGCUCCUCUAGGAGACACAGGGAGGGCCAUCUCCGCCUCCUUGCCAUGCAUCAUAGACACACCUGUACCUCCCUCAGUUGUCUCCUAUUCCUCCUCCUCUUUAUCAGAAAGGAAUCUCCCGGAGAUUUACAUCCAGGAUGUGGAAGUGCUGUCCCCUCGUGACCCGGGUUGGAGCUUUCAGUCAGGGAUAGGGCUGAAAGGACAAUGGAUGGGGACAAGGCUGGAACACAUGUCUGUAUUGGCGGAGUCAACAUCGAUCAGACCCAACCAGCCUUCAGAGGCAGUGCGCUACACAUCAUCUCCAGGCCGAGCUAAAGAGGCUUCGCCUUACCACAAUAUCUACCUGGACUGCCAAUACUCACAGGCCUCAGGUGUUCAGCUUGAACCAAGGCCGGGGCUUCAUCAAAGCCAAAGGUCAGAGCUGUCAUCUAGCCCCAGCCUUAUCCUCUCCCCCGCAUCUCCUGUUAGCUUCUCCAGCAGCGAAUGGCCACUGUCUGGCUCCUCCAGAGGAUCAGGGUGGAACAGCAGCUAUGAGGAUCUACAGGACAAAGCAGGUGAGACUGGGCACAUGGCUCAAAUCCAGGAAGUACUCCAGGGAGCCCAAGGGCCAGCAGGCCAUCUCCGUCUCCAUGACGACCAGGAUCUCACUCUUCAGUAUCACUCCAAUGCCCAUCUCAACAACAACCAGGACCCUACAGUUCGAGUGUUACCAUGGCACCUCUCGACAGGUGAUCUCUAUGAUGACUGUGAGGAGGCAGAGUCGAGCGACGGCUCCACCUCUUCACCACUGCUGCGGCAGCGCCUAGCUGUUACCAAGCGGCUCAGCAGCCAGUUGAGGAACAGGAUGUGCCGCAGCCUAGGGGCUGACCUGGACCAGCUCCUCCAGGAGGACGUAAGGGGAAGAGGAGGAAGUGAGGCGGCCCGACUGAACCGCCUCCACCUGAUCUCCUCCUCACUCAGCCUUCGCUACAACCUCUCAUCCUCAUCACUGUCGUCAUCUUCCACGCCGCCUCGCGGCCACAGCUUUGCUGACCUGGUUGAGGGGGUGGAGCAGAAAAGAAGGUGGAGGAGCCCCUCUGCUGCCGCCACCUCCUCUACCGCUCAUUAUGAUGGCCCCAGUAGGCAGUCGUUGGUUCCUCUAGAGCUCAGGGAGCACGCCUGGCUGGUGAAGGGGGCAGCAGGUGCCUGGCCUGACAUCUACUCGUUGUUCAGAGAGGAUUCGUCGCUGCUCAAUAAACAAGACUUUAUCUCCGGCUUCACUGUGCUGCACUGGAUCGCUAAACACGGUGACCACCGAGUCCUCAACACCUUAUGGUAUGGAGUUCAAAAGGCUGGUUUGAUGUUUGACAUAAAUGCCAGGUCAACAUGCGGCCACACACCUCUCCACAUUGCCGCCAUCCAUGGCAACAAGAACAUAAUGCGUUUGCUGGUUAACAAGUUCAAUGCUGACGUGAGGCUGAGGGAUACAGCUGGGAAAAGGGCCUGGCAAUACCUGAGCUGCAACACACCACUGGACAUCUUCCAACUUCUGGGAGGAACAGCACAGACUGCUGUGGGAGGAGUCAGGAGAGUAGAUGCCAGCUGGGAGCAACAACAACAGCAGCAGCAACGCCGCCGCCGUCGACUGUAUCAUCUCUCCUCAGCUUCUUCGGGAGAGAGGCCAUUGACCAUUGCAGGUACAGCAAGGGUUAAAAGGUCAUCAUCAAUCGCUGCGUUCCUCAAACACAAAUCACUGCGUCGGUUUCAUGGACAUCAGUCUGACUCCUCAGUUUAAAAACCUCAGAUGAUGUAUUAAGUUGGAUAUGGAUCUAACCACAACAUAAACAAGAUCAAAAAAGGCAAAUUUUCCACUGUCAGAUACUCCUCACACCAUAUGCUGAUCCUUGACACUGGCAUCUUUCCUGGCUGGCUUGCCUAAGUCAUAAAAGGCAAGUAAUUGCUGUGCCACAGAUACCACUUCUCAUUCAAACAACAUUUCAGUGGCCAUUGGUGUAGCUAGUGGUAAAGUUUAUUACUGUCAUGUGCCAACAAACCAAAUAAAAUACAGGUUAAAAUUGUAUUUAGUUUUGUGAUUAAAAUGUUGUCAGAAUUCAACAGACUUAAUAUUUUAACCAUACAUAACAUAACUGUUGUUAGCCCCACUAACUUCUAUUAUUAUAACUAUCUAUUUUUGUAUCUUCUCCUUACAAGGAAACUUCUAGAAUAAAGGCCCAGUCCGCAUUUACAGUAUAUUUGCAAAAUUUUGGACCAAAAUUAAUUUCAGUUUCAUUGCCACAAUUGGUGUAUUUGCUCACAGAGACAAAGUAAACUGCAAACUGUCUUGAAACUGCAAAGAGAACCAGAAAGUCAAGUCCAUGGAGUAAGAUAUUGUAUUAACUGUUUUGCAUCUAAUCUUAAGAGGCCUUUUAAGAAUUGCCAUGCAAAACAGGCAUGGUUCAGCAGUUACAUUGGAGUCUAGUUAACUAGCAUGUUGCCAGUUAGCUUACCAGCUAUAGUAACUUUAUCAAACUAGCCCCUCUAGUAAUGACAUAUCACCAUUCAUUCAUUAAGCUUCUCUUCAAAGUUUACAUCAUUUAUGUCACUGUGGAUGCAGAAAACUGAUGCAGAAAACUGAUCUUCAGGUUUUAACUGCAGCUGAAAGUCUGCUCGCUGAUCAGUCCAGAUCAACAAAAGGGAGCACUAGUGUUUAUUACUGAACUUUCAGUUUCACUAGCUAUAAAUGCCAAAAACGAGACAGUAUCAUUAAGAGUGCUGGAUCUAAUAAGUAUGAUAGCUUAAAGCAAGAGAUGAUUUGUCAGCACUUUGCAGAGCAGAUGAGUUUUCGGCUUGUUUGUUGUGAGAGAGAGAAAAGGAGCAAUAGGUGGAAGAUUAUGAGCUGCAAUGCAACGUGAGCUCCAGUUUCACUCUGAAGCUGAGACAUGGUUAAAAGCCAGUCAGCAAGCUUUUAACUCACAUUUUGCACACAUUUGACCUUUCUUUAUAUUGUUUCCAAAUCAUUCAAUAGUUUUUAGAUAGAUUUUCUUCCCACCUUUAGGUAUAGUUAAUUUUUUAUGAAAAUUAACUUGCAGUGAAUGGAAACUUACCAUACAUAAGUAGUGGACAAAAUAAAUAAAUAAAUACAAUAAAAUAGUCACUGCAAUAGGUGUUUUAAGGUGGUGAGGCAAUUUAUAGGGUGAUUGUGUUUUUUUUUUCAAUAUGCCUCAUUUUGUAAGUUUUGUCUGUCAUUUCUAUCAGUAAUAACUUUGUACUCACUAACUGACGUGGUGACGAUGACAUCACAAAAAGAAGUGCAACUUGUCCAAAUCUGAGCUAUAACAUCUUAUCAAGUGAGCCUAAGAAGUGCUAGUAGGCUGAUUUUGUUACCUUUGGACAGAGCCACGGUAGCUGUUUCCCCCAGUUUCUAGUCUUUAUGCUAAGCUAAGCUAACCAUGAAACUGGGUGUAGCUUCAUACUUACCAUACAGAUUUGAGAGUGGUGUCAAUCCUCUCAUCUAAUGCAAAUAUGUGCAUUUCCCAAAAUUCCAAAGGAUUUCCUUUAACGUGGUGAGUACAAUUUGAUUAGCACUGAUAGAAACAAAAGUCAACCCACUAAUAAGAGCUAUGUUGAAAUAAACUCUUACUUAAUUUCAUGGUGCUGUAUAAAAUUGCGUUUUGUUGUUGUGUUUUUGCUAUUUUUUCCAACCCGUUUAUGCACACAGUCAUGUUAUUGUCACAAUCUCCUGUGUCACAGUUACACAAGUAAUGCCCAAAUUUGGAUGAUCCUUUCCGUGUUUGCAUAUUAUCUGUCUUUGACAAAAACACAAAAACAAACCUUACAUGAUUUUCACACAAAUCAAAUGAAACCAGUGGAUGUCCAGAAGGAUGAUCGACAGUCUUAAAAUACUGAUGGAGAAAUAUUGAAAAUGAUCAACAAGAAUGAACCAUUCUGGAUUUGAAGUGAAUAAUGACAUACUUAAGGAUCAAACUGGUGCGUAUUGGUUUAUAAAUUAUUCUGGUCUGAAGUUUACCAUAAUUUGAUGUUCUACAAGGUAAAUGUACAGUAUUGUUAAAUGUAUUUCAAGGUGGGGUGUCGUGUAGCGUAGUGGU